Molecule: messenger RNA, 1125 nt
Organism: Ricinus communis (castor bean)
Lineage: Eukaryota; Viridiplantae; Streptophyta; Magnoliopsida; Malpighiales; Euphorbiaceae
Product: protein CRABS CLAW
Exons: 7
Coding region: 372-908 (178 amino acids)
Biological process (GO): floral meristem determinacy; multicellular organism development; style development
Cellular component (GO): nucleus
Source: RefSeq, a predicted model, not a curated record
UAUUAUAUAUAUAUAUAUAUGCUUGAUAACAAGAUUAGAUGCAUGAAAGAAAGCAAGGUGCAAAUCCAGAUUUGAGAGUUGUGUCAAUUAAGAGAAUAUCACGAGAAUUUGGUUGGUAUCUGUUUAGCUACAGUGUCUAAGUAUCCGUGCCCAGCUGCAAAUACUUAUAAGAAGCUGCUCUUUCUGCCAAAAUUUCUUUUUUCUUUUUCUAAAAAAGAAAAAAAAGAAAAGCCUAUCACUAGUAUUAGUAACACAAGAUUUUCUUGUUGACACUGAUCUGCUCCCAUUAUUCAAGCACUUCCUUUCCUCUCACAAAACCCUACACUACGCUUCUCUUGUUCUAUCUUCUUUCUUCUCCUUUUUCUUUGAGAAUGAACCUGGAGGAAAAGGUGACCAUGGACUUAGUUCCACCAUCUGAGCAUCUCUGCUAUGUCCGUUGCAACUUCUGCAACACUGUUCUUGCGGUUGGAAUUCCAUGCAAGAGAUUGCUGGAUACAGUGACAGUGAAAUGUGGUCAUUGUAGUAACCUAUCUUUUCUCAGCACCAGACCUCCACUCCAAGGUCAAUGCCUUGAUCAUCAAUUGACUCUUCAGAGUUUCUUCAGCGAUCUCAAAAAGGGUCAGUCUUCAUCGUCCUCUUCAUCCACAUCAAGUGAACCAUUGUCACCGAAAGCACCUUUUGUAGUCAAGCCACCUGAGAAGAAACACCGACUUCCAUCUGCUUACAAUCGAUUUAUGAAGGAGGAGAUACAGCGCAUCAAGGCUGCAAAUCCUGAGAUACCGCAUCGAGAAGCAUUCAGCACUGCAGCAAAAAAUUGGGCUAGGUACAUUCCGAACUCUACAGCUGGAUCAGUUUCUGGUAGCAGCUGCAACACUGGUUAUUACAUUUUUGCAGGAUUAAUGAAGUGACAAUGGCGUUGAGAGGCCUUGGAGACUGGAUAGUCGAUGAAAUUAAGAGCGGUUGAGAAUGUAAAAUAGUUCCUUAUUUGAAUUUGAUUAGCUUCUCUAUAUCUUAAAAACCUUAUCAAUUAUCUUGUCAUUUCAUCCCUUACUUGCUGGUGUAUCCUUUUAUUUUAUGGAACUACUUCUGCAUGAGAAUUUUAAUUAUAAUUUUAAAUCAAGCUUA